GACCCGAGUGGCAACUGAUCAAAUGUAACUUCGUAAUCGGAUUUCCAUCGCGUAGAUAGAACAUUUGUAAAAUCGUGUGGGAUGAUCAAGUGUUUUUUGUGUAUUGCCCUUAAAGUAACAACAAUAUCCGAGGAAACGAAUCUAUUUUCAAAAUUCGCAUUAGCGGUUUUUUUUACUCGCUUGUUUAUUUUCUAGUCUGUAGGCGCUAUUUUAUCACUGUAACAGACUAUCAGGCCAUGAGCUCCAGCAGUCUGACCAGACAGCUGGCAGACGGACUGACUGCAUCUCGACUGCGGAUGCUUGUAUUGAGCAGAGGUACAGAUGCGGUCUGUCUGGGUCCUCCGUCUGGAGUGAAGUCUCUCUGAACUGAAACCAGAGGAAGGACACCGUAAGCAUGGACAAAUCAGAAAGGUGUGCCUGCAAUGCUCAGGAGUGAGGAGGAGAGCGGCUGAGCAGGAGGAGAUGGGCUGCACCUCUGCCAAGCAGGUGUCUGCCGUGCCCAACGGUGAGGAGGGCCAGAAUAAAUCCUACAGCAACGGGGACGUCCUCUCUGAUGAGUACAAGAUGAAAGGAGUGGAGAAAGUCAAGUACAUGAGUGGAGAGGAGGGAGGAGUGGACGGCCAGGACAGCACAGAGAAAAGUGCUCUCCUUGGUAAAGGUCAGCACAUGGAUGAAACAGGGUCAAACGGAAAUGGAAAGAUUCUGAGCAUCCACUCCUCAGAGAGUCAACAAGAAUUUUUCAGGAUGUUGGAUGAGAAAAUUGAGAAAGGUCGGGACUACUGUUCAGAGGAGGAGGAUUUGACAUAGCACUGUGGCCUGGACACUGCAGUGUUCCAGAUGGACCUCACCAUGUGCUAUCAUGUCAGGAGGGUGGGGGGGAUUUUGGGGGGACUGUCCCUUGUAUGUACACGACUGGGAAAAAUGGAUUAUUGACUUGAAUCAAGCACCUUUUUGCCCUCCUGCUCACAACAUUAUUUCCUGUUCAACCAAGAGGGAAAUGACCACCAUAAUCAAAGACGGCUCAGUAUUGAUAUGUUCUCAAAGUUCUCCAAAGUGAGAGAACAUUUAGGUUUCCUCACUUAACAAAGCCAUUACAGAAUGACUGAGCUCUUGGGAUUUUGACUUGCUCUCCUUUCUCUUCUUGGACAAUUCCUGGAAGGCCAGUACACAUGGCUGUCACUGAGACAUUUGAAACCAUCGGACUGUUGCGAACGCAAAUUUCAAACAGCAGAAGCAGCCAGUGCUUCUCCUCUGGACACUGACUCAAAGUGAAAAUAAUGUCUCUGUACAUCAUUUUGAAUUUCUUCCUUGAAUGCGUCCCUGAAAAGUCAAAGGUUUGGAAAGUUCCUGCAUUCCAUGACACAGUAUGAAGCUCUUUUUAUUAGGACGUUGGUCAGUACAGUGCGUUUGUCUGUCCAUGUCUGUUUCUGCUACGGUGUGAAGUAUUUAUGUUGAAUAAGGCUCAGGGCUGAAGUGUUGUACUCCUUGUCUCAUGUAGUCAAGUCCGUCGUCUCAUUGAGACACUGUUGCACCAUUAAAAAGACACUCAUGCACUCACACAGCAGGGUUACUGAUGUCCCCUGCAUCUGUAUCUGUUCCAUGUUAACCCUACGAGGUGGACACUGCAAAAUCACUUUUAAGAUUAUGUUUUGCUCACCAGUGUUAUGUUGUUGUGUUCAGUUUCUAUGUUGACUUAUUGUUUUGUUUUUCUAGAAAAAUAAAGCGUUUUCGGUAACUUAUCCACACAGCGGACGAGUGCAGCCAACAAAACGAAUCCUUUUGACAAUAACAGUCAAGACACAUCAUUUAGUUGGGGUAUUACUUAAACUAUACCUUAAUUACUACAUUAACAAAUGUGCUACCCCAUACAAUACAAACUUGCAUCAUCAUA
Scatophagus argus is the source of this 1891-nucleotide messenger RNA. RefSeq lists its product as uncharacterized. The record is from RefSeq and is a predicted model, not a curated record. Lineage: Eukaryota; Metazoa; Chordata; Actinopteri; Scatophagidae. Bases 463 to 807 code for a protein of 114 amino acids. The transcript has 6 exons.